Molecule: messenger RNA, 1776 nt
Organism: Trichechus manatus latirostris (Florida manatee)
Lineage: Eukaryota; Metazoa; Chordata; Mammalia; Sirenia; Trichechidae
Gene: SPATC1
Product: spermatogenesis and centriole associated 1
Exons: 6
Coding region: 1-1776 (591 amino acids)
Biological process (GO): spermatogenesis
Cellular component (GO): centrosome
Molecular function (GO): protein kinase A regulatory subunit binding
Source: RefSeq, a predicted model, not a curated record
AUGUCUCUGCUCGCCAGUUACGAGGGGCUGCGUCAUCAGAUCGAGAGGCUAGUGCGGGAAAACGAGGAACUGAAGAAGCUGGUGAGGCUCAUUCGGGAGAACCACGAGCUCAGGUCGGCCAUCAAGACCCAGGCAGGCGGCCUGGGGGUCAGCGGGUUCAGCAGUGGGCUUGGAGAGGCAGCUGCCGGCCCAGCACCACACCAAGGUAACUGUGUCUUUCUGCCCCCAUCCCCCGCAGCAGCCAACCAGCCAGGCCUGGAAGAUGUGGGGAUGGUGGCUCUGGCACCCCUGGCUGACGUGCUGAGCAGCGCGCAGCCCAACCCCGCGACGGGUUCCAUCGUGAGCCCCCUGACAGGCCAGUUCAGCGCGCUCCUGUCUGGCUCCCUGCCUGUGUCGCAGAACAACCAGCUCAGCAGCCUCCUGGCUGGCCCCGUGGCCGUGCCCCCGGCUACCGGCACGCUGACCAGUUCCCUGGGUCUGACUUCCACCGGCCCCCUGACUCCGAGCAGCCCCAUGGCGGUGCCCCCAGCCGGCACGCUGACCAGUUCCCUGGGUCUGACUUCCACCGGCCCCCUGACUCCGAGCAGCCCCAUGGCGGUGCCCCCAGCCGGCACGCUGACUACCUCCUUUGGACUGACUUCGACCGGUCCCCUGACUCCAAGCAGCCCCCUGAUUGCCCCCACGAUGGCCCCUCUGGCUGUACCUCAGAACCUGCUGGCCAACCCCAUGGGCGACCUGGUGCUGUCAGAGGCCACGAGGGUGCGGCUGUCGGAGCCCAUGCGAAGGUGCUCCUCUGGGCCCCACCCCCCAGCUGGCUUGGGGCCCCCCGCCCCCUCCAAAGUCCUGAUGUCUGCUGAGCACCCCCGGCCGUCCCAAGACCUACAGGCCCACAGUGUGACAUUUGUGGGGGCACCCAUCCAGACAUCCACCCCCAUCAGCCCCACCACGGCCUUCUCCUAUGGCGUCUCGGACCCCCGGACCCAGCCCCGUGCCCCCCAGGGAGAGGUGGCCCCUGGCCCCAUCCUUGCCACCUCCAGUGCCUGCUCCUUCGCCCCCACUCCUGCCCCCCAAGCUGCCGCUGCCGACCGCGCUUCCUCCAGCGCCACCCACAUCGUCCAGGGCGCCACCCCCUCCGCCGGGCGGCCUUCACUCCCGGCCAACUCCCCGACUCGCACACCAUCCUCCCCAGCUUCAGUCAAUGAUACCCGGGGGUCUCAAGCCUCAGAAACGUCGCGGAAAAGCAUCUUGGAUCUGGAGCGGAAGCUGGCCCACCGCAAGGGCAGCAAGUUCCCCGACAGCCCCCGAGAGUCAAAGCAGCUGGCCUGGGAGCGGCUGGUGGGGGAGAUUGCCUUCCAGCUGGACCGCAGGAUCCUGUCCAGCAUCUUCCCCGAGCGCGUGCGCCUCUACGGCUUCACUGUCUCCAACAUUCCCGAGAAGAUCAUCCAGGCCUCCAUGAACCCCAACGACCACAAGCUGGACGAGGAGCUGUGCCAGACGCUCACACAGCGCUACGUGGGCAUCAUGAACCGGCUGCAGAGCCUGGGCUACAACGGGCGGGUGCACCCAGCGCUGACCGAGCAGCUGGUGAACACCUACGGCAUCCUGCGCGAGCGGCCAGAGCUGGCAGCCUCUGAGGGCAGCUCCUACACGGUGGACUUCCUGCAGCGCGUGCUGGCGGAGACCGUGCCCCCCAGCAUGCUCACCGACGCGCUGCUGCUGCUCUCCUGCCUCAGCCAGCUGUCGCACGAUGACGGCAAGCCCAUGUUCAUCUGGUGA